Molecule: messenger RNA, 819 nt
Organism: Ilex paraguariensis (yerba mate)
Lineage: Eukaryota; Viridiplantae; Streptophyta; Magnoliopsida; Aquifoliales; Aquifoliaceae
Source: the annotation of a GenBank genome assembly
AUGGACCAAGAAAUUCAGAAGAAAAUCGAGGAAACAGUGUUGGAUGUGCUAAAAAAGUCGGACAUGAACGAAACGACCGAGUACAAUGUCCGCAAAAUGGCCUCCGAAAAGCUCGGACUCGAUCUCUCCCAACCGGACAGAAAGAGAUUUGUAAGGCAAGUUGUUGAAUCGUACCUCAUUCAACAACAGUCCAAACCAGAACAAGAAGAAGAAGAAGAAGAAGAGCCAGAGGAAGAAGAAGAAGAGGAAAAGAGGAAGAGAAAGAGAGCUGGCGAGAAAGAGUUAGAGUAUGAUGAUGAUGAUGAUGAUGAUGGCGAUCUCAUUAUAUGUAGAUUAACAAAGAGUAGAAGGGUGACGAUUACAGAUUUUAGAGGGAAGACUUUGGUGUCAAUAAGGGAGUACUACAGAAAAGAUGGCAAAGAACUUCCAACAUCUAAAGGAAUUAGCUUGACAACUGAGCAGUGGUCGUCCUUCAAGAAGAAUGUACCUGCCAUAGAGAAAGCCAUAAGGAAAAUGAAGUCAAGGUUGAACUGAGAGCACUGCCGGCCAUUCAGAUGCUGAGGCCAAGCAGAAUGAAAAUUCGGUUGUUUGGACAUUGAAACCCUUCAUGUAGUUAUGUGGUUGGGCUCUGUUUCUUGGCUUUCUCUAUGGUAAGUUUUAUGGAGUGCUUAUUUGAUUUUUGAUGUCUGAAGCUUUUCACUGGGAACUUCAACUUCUAUGUUGUUUUUGACAAAGCUUGGUGUUUGCAGAGCCCAUUAGAUGUUGACCAACUGGUUAAUGAUGUGUAUAUAUAUAUAUAUAUAUAUAUAUAUAUAUAUA